This is a messenger RNA of Trichophyton benhamiae CBS 112371, 1050 nucleotides long. RefSeq lists its product as uncharacterized. Gene Ontology annotation, molecular function: cystathionine gamma-lyase activity; pyridoxal phosphate binding. NCBI's taxonomy places the organism in Eukaryota, Fungi, Ascomycota, Eurotiomycetes, Onygenales, Arthrodermataceae. Gene Ontology annotation, cellular component: cytoplasm. The coding region runs from base 1 to 1050 and encodes 349 amino acids. Gene Ontology annotation, biological process: transsulfuration. The record is from RefSeq and is a predicted model, not a curated record. The transcript is spliced from 2 exons.
AUGCGCCGCAGAGACAACUUUGAAGCCGCCGUUGCGGGCCUCGAGAACGCCCGCUAUGCGCUCGCCUUCUCCUCCGGCUCUGCCACCACCGCCAACAUCCUCCAGUCGCUCGCCGGCGGCUCCCACGUCGUCUCCAUCUCGGACGUCUACGGCGGCACCCACAGAUACUUCACCAAGGUCGCGGCCGCCCACGGCGUCGAGGUCACCUUCACGCCCACCAUCGAGACCGACGUGGCCAAGCUGAUCCGCCCCAACGAGACCAGGCUCAUCUGGAUCGAGUCCCCGUCCAACCCGACCCUGGGCCUCGUGGACAUCCGCGCCGUUGCGACCAUUGCUCACCAGCACGGCAUCCAGGUUGUGGUGGACAAUACCUUCCUGAGCCCCUAUAUCCAGAACCCGCUCGACCAUGGAGCCGACAUCGUCAUCCACUCCGUCACCAAAUACAUCAACGGCCACUCGGACGUCCUCAUGGGUGUUGCCGCUUUCAACUCCGACGAGAUCAAGACCAGACUGACCUUCCUCCAAAACGCCAUUGGUGCCGUCCCCUCUGCCUUUGACUGCUGGCUGGCCCACCGCGGUCUCAAGACCCUCCAUCUCCGCGCCAGAGAGGCCACCACAAACGCAACCCUGAUUGCCCGUGCCCUCGAGGCCUCCCCUCACGUUCAGGCCGUCAACUACCCCGGCAUCGACUCCCACCCACACCGCAAGAUCGCCCUCAAGCAGCACCGCAACGGCAUGGGCGGUGGCAUGCUCAGCUUCCGCAUCAAGGGAGGCCGCGAAGCCGCCGAACGCUUCUGCCAGUCCACCCAGCUCUUCGUCCUAGCCGAAUCCCUCGGCGGUGUCGAGUCUCUCGUCGAGGUCCCCGGCUCCAUGACCCACGCCGGCAUCCCCAAGGAACAGCGUGAGAUUGCCGGUGUCUUCGACGACCUGAUCCGUCUCAGCUGCGGAAUCGAAGACGGCGAGGACCUCAAGGCCGACGUCCUCCAGGCCCUCGAGAAGGCCCUCGUUGCUCCCAAAAUUAACAACGGAAACGGCACCAACGGCGCUUAA